Messenger RNA from Aedes aegypti (yellow fever mosquito), 2624 nucleotides. Its product is annotated as ankyrin repeat domain-containing protein 13C. Gene Ontology annotation, cellular component: cytoplasm. Lineage: Eukaryota; Metazoa; Arthropoda; Insecta; Diptera; Culicidae. The record is from RefSeq and is a predicted model, not a curated record. The transcript is spliced from 6 exons. Gene Ontology annotation, molecular function: protein binding. The coding region runs from base 212 to 1570 and encodes 452 amino acids.
UGGCUGCCUUCCUCAUAGUGUCUAGUAGUGAGUGAGUCGGGAGAGUCGCACCAAUCAGACAGACAAGAACCCAACAACCCCAGGCAGGAAAGAAAAAAAAAACCCAAACCAUUGGCCCCCUAUCUAAAUGGUUGCAUCGACGAGUUGCAGUUUUGUUUUGCAGUAGGAAAAUGUUUUCAAUCAAUUGCACCUCCAGAACCAGGCGAAAGUAAUGUCCGACGACGAGUCCUUCCCAUUGCAUGAGUGCGUUUUCAGGGGAGACACUCGGAAACUGUCCCAACUUUUGCGGUCCCACGAACCCUCGGGAAAGGACAAACAUGGCAACACACCACUGCACCUGGCGGUUAUGCUGGGACGAAAAGAAUGUACCUAUCUCCUGUUGGCGCACGGUGCCCCGGUUAAAGUGAAAAACCAACAAGGAUGGUCCCCACUAGCCGAAGCCAUCUCCUACGGAGAUCGGCAAAUCAUAUGUUCCUUACUGAAAAAACUCAAACAACAAGCCCGCGAACAGAUGGACCAGCGGAGACCCAACCUGGUGAAGGCCCUCAAGCAGAUGGGAGACUUCUACAUGGAACUCAAGUGGGACUUCCACUCGUGGGUGCCGCUGAUCUCUCGCAUCCUCCCGUCGGACGUUUGCAAAAUUCACAAGUCCGGUUGCUCAAUCCGGCUGGACACCACCCUGGUGGAUUUCUCGGACAUGCGCUGGGAACGGGGCGACAUCUCGUUCAUUUUCAGAGGCGAAAACCCUCCCAAAGACUCACUGACGGCCCUGGACAACGAGUGCCGCUGCUAUCAACACGUACGCCACGAGGAAACCGAGCUGGAGAUCGAAGACGAAGUGGACAUUCUGAUGUCGAGCGAUAUCCUUGCGGCGCAGAUGUCAACCAAAAGUAUUAGCUUUACGAAGGCACAAUCCGGCUGGAUAUUCCGUGAGGACAAGAAGGAAACCGUGGCCGGACAGUACGACAGUGAUCUCUACACCAUCAAUGGGUUGACGCUGGAGCAACGGAAACGGCGGGAACACCUUUCACGGGACGACCUUCAAAAGAACAAAGCUCUGAUGGAGUCGCUAACUAAGGGUGGCCAAUCGGCAGGUAUCGACCAAAAUGGAGAAAUCAUUCGAAGGGCUUCGUUGCAACCUCCACCCAGCAGUAGCAUUACGUGGGAGGACUACAUUUCGGCCGAACCGGGACAGUAUCCCAACCUGGGACGUGACUUAGUUUAUAAGGAAUCGAGUAAGAAUUUUAGAGCUACCGUUGCUAUGAGCAAAGACUUUCCGCUGAGCGUGGACAUGCUGCUGAGCGUGCUGGAGGUGAUUGCCCCGUUCAAACAUUUUAGCAAAUUACGUGAAUUUGUCACGCUGAAGCUGCCGAGCGGCUUCCCGGUGAAGAUCGACAUCCCCAUCCUGCCGACCGUGUCGGCCAAGAUCACCUUCCAGAAGUUCGAGUUCCGGAACGACAUCUCGCCGGAGCUGUUCGUCAUUCCGGACAACUACAAGGAGGACAGUAUGAGAUUUCUCAUCUAUUUUAUAGAUUUCCUGAUUUAUGACCUUUCGAUUUCGGACACGUAAACUGCGAACAAUCGGCGGUCAAAAUCCCAAUGGCCAAACCGAUUGUUGGACCCCUCGACGUUGGCUGUUGCAGUCGCAUGCCCUGCGACUCUGAAUCCCGUAGUAUUUGAAGAAUGAAAAAAAAACUUCGUCGUGAAAACAAAUUUUACCGAUCUACAACGUCAUCGUCAUCACUCUUACCAUAUCCAAACGCAUCCUAAUCAUCUUGAGCGAUUCAUCUUUGUUCGCCAUUUCAUCUUCGUAAGAAAUACAACCGUAAUCAACAGGAAUCGUAAAAGCUCUCCGAUUGACAGGACCCUAGUCUGAAAAUUCAGUGUCCAGCGAAUGUCAUAAACAAUGGCUACUUAAAUCUACAAUUCUUACAUAAUCAGAUAUUGAUCAAGACGGAAAAAGACAGAAAUAAACUAAACCUUCAACCAUCUCUAUGCCCUUUUUCUACAUGAAACCACUCAAUCACUUUGACUACAGGUAAAAUAAUCCAUUCCAUUAACGUAAAUCGAUAUCCCUAUGAAUGAUAGCAAACAUGAGAAAGAAAAAGGAAAAAGCAAGAAAUAUCAUUUUAAACUUACAAUGAAUGAAGAUUAAAUCAAUUUGUAAUACUUUGACAAACAAGAUCCAACAAUUGGCCCGAAACGAAAAGUAAAAUUCAAAUUGAAAGGCAAUCAGCAAAAAUCCCUAGAAUAACCCGUAAAAUUCAAAUACCUUCUAGCAGUAAGCUCAUCAUUGUUUGCGCUUUGUCGAUAGAAAAAGGAAAAUAAAUUCGAAAAAGUGAUAAAAUCAAACAUGAAAGAUCAUCGUUAAGUAGCAGAUAAUUAGCCUCAACAAAUCAAUAUUGUCGUCUCCAAAGUGGAUGUCCCCUACGGUGGGAAAAUGGUUUCCCACAGUGAAUCGUUAUGUUUUUCGUUGCAGCAGCAGGCAUAUCUGUGCAUAUAGUAAGAGCUUUUCUCCAGAUCCUUGUUCCUUUUCGGUCCCAGCUCCUCAUCCUAUUCCCGGCGCCCUCUUGUAUGUAAGAUGAAUAGCAAAUAAACAAUUUGUUUAAAUUUACAAACCAAGA